AUGGAAUAUUUCCAUCAGCUGCAGCAGCAGCAACAACAUCAGCGGCAGCAUCAUUCACAUUUUCAUCAUCGUCGAUUCAUCGUCUCCAUCAUCAAUGAAAAAAGUACUUCGGAUUGUGAGCACAAAAGUUUGGUGGAACUCAUCAAGACUAGUCCCAUAAUACUUAAAGCUUUGGGUUCCCACAUUUUUAGUCCGGCUGAAAGCAACAACUACAACAAUAACUACGAUGAAUAUGUUGAUCUGCCUGCGACUUCAUCAUCGUCAUCAGCAGCAACGUCAUCGUCGUCUGCAUCCUCAUCGUCGUCUGCAUUCUCGUCAACAUCGUUCGAUUCAUCCGCAUAUCCAGCCUCCCAGUUGAGUGCAAAAAGUCUACUAGAAGAGCGCAUAGCGCAGACCAGACAAAAGCCAAACGGGCAAAAUUCCCUUGACAUGCUGACAGCAAAAUGUGACGCCAUUCAGUCCUACUCAUCCCUGGAUAGUGAUGCCCUUUUAAUAACAUUAACACCGGACACCAUUUACAAAGGAGCUUCGCUUUUGAAAACGGCAACAAAUGCCGUAGUUACUCCAGCCAACACUCGAAAUGCAGGUAGUGGUGCUUUUGGCAGUGGCAACGGCAGUGGUGGUGGUAUCAAUUCUGCUGAUCCAGUUGAUGCAGCCAAUGAUGGUGACACAUUGUAUUCAUCGUCGGAAUCUGCGGUUGAGGGACAAUUAAAUGCAACCAUAGAACCAUUAUCGUGCUUCGAUGGGAAUUUAUUAAAAAUAUUGCCGACAGAUUUAAUUAUUUUUGGCGAAUUAAUAACAAUGGACCAGCAACAACAGACACAACAACAUCGUCAUGGUUAUUCUGUAGACACAUCAAUGCCAUCGUCGCUAUCAUCAUCAGCAUCCGUCCACCAGCAAUCACAACACCAACAGAGUAACCAUCAGCCGUCACAACAAACCAAACAAAUCCUGAAGAUCAGCAUAAAUGGUUUACAUCGUUGGUCAGCACAAUUUGAAAGUUUCAUAUGGACACAUUUAGGUUGGGAUGAUUGGAGCGAUUUCACCGUUUGCAGUGUGGCCUGUGGCAAAGGCGUUCAGCAGCGCUUCCGACGUUGCCUUCUCGAUAAUCCCAUGGUCGAUAUGAAAAUGAAUUUCAAUGAAAUCGAGGAAGAAGAAAUCGAAGCCGAGGAAGAAGAGCUGGAGGUGGAAGAGCAAGUGGAACAGUACGAUGACGAUAAUGAACUGAUGGGCGAUGAGGUUACGGGAGAUGCCGAGGAGGAAAAACAAUACGACGAUAUUGACAGAAUGAUAUUUGAGGAUGAUGAUGACGAUGAAAUCAUUGAACAGCUCAAAGCUAUCGACAACUAUGACAGUGCCGAUGAUGAUGACGAUGGCGGACGUUCGAUGCUGAAUGCUGUUGCUGGCGGCGGUGGUGGUCAAGCUGUUGCCUUUGGCUUUAUAAAUGAACGUUAUGAAAAACCGGAUGUUAGAAAUAAAAAGCAUCGUAGAAGAGCUCAACUAUCACAGGAUGUUGCCAGGCAACGGAAUAGAGCAAAGAUCGACGACGAGGCGAUGGAUGGCGUUGAAGUGAUGACCCAAACGGAUGUAUACGAAGUGGACAACAAUAUGUUGCACUUUGUGACAGCACCAUCAGCGUCACUAGGUGGAAAAACACAAUCACGAAGGGCCAAAAAUAAACUUAAAACAAGAACAGCAACGACAACAACUGAACAACCCGAAAUUAUGCGCAUAUUUGAGGGUGAUUUCAACGAUGUCUACAGUGAACGAAUUUACAAUGAAAGUCCAUUUAAUGGUCCCCACUUGUCGGAGGAUAAACGAGACUUGAAAAUGCACAAAAAAGGACAGCGUUCGAAGCAUAAACGUCAUAAAUCAGCAAAAAUUGUGAGCACAAUGUUCUGCGAAGGCUACAAUAUCGAACAGAGAACGUGCAAUAAUUUUGAAUGUAGUGAUGAUAUCAAUGAUUUAUUGAAGUUUUAUCGAAAAUAUCCCAGCAACGAGGAAACAAGUGCGACAUCAACACAAGCAUUAAAUAACGAUUUUAAUACAGCGCCAUCAGCAGCUGUAUCUUCUUCAUCAUCAUCGUCGUCUGCAGCGGCGGCAUGGACCGCCACUUCUUCAGUUACAACCGCAUCAGCAACUAAUUUUAAUGGCGGAUCUGUUCCAUCGACACAGACAAAUGAUUUGAGUCUCUGGAAUGGUUUUACAGAAAAUACAAAUACCAUAACACCAAUACCGAAAAAUACUGGCUUUGUUAAGACAUGGCAUAACUUUUUAAAUUUUACCAUUAUGCUGACACUGCGAGCGAAGAAUGACAGUUAUAACUCGGCGACAGCAGUUACAACGGCGACAAUAUUUUCCAUUCACAACGGUACACACAAUCUGUACUUGGAAACAUAUCGAGAUGGUUUACACCUGUAUUUGGAAAGAGAUAAAACCACUGAAAUGCUGCCCAUUCAAUUUAAUUUAUACGACUAUCGGUGGCAUCAAGUGGCCAUAAGCAUAAAAAAUGGUGAUUUCAUAACGAUUUACAUCGAUUGUUCCUGGUCGAACAGUUUUGUCGUUUCGAAACGUUUAUUUUCAUUGCCUUUGGAUGCCGAUGUUGAAGUUGGACGAGGAUUCAAUGGUGAACUACAACAACUACUGAUAUUACCACGACUGCAAGGACGUCGGCAAUGUUCAGACAAACGAAUAUCCAUAAAUGAAGUGAAACGUUAUAUAAUCGAUACAUUUAUCGGUGAUUAUGGGAAUUAA
Molecule: messenger RNA, 2754 nt
Organism: Musca vetustissima
Lineage: Eukaryota; Metazoa; Arthropoda; Insecta; Diptera; Muscidae
Exons: 9
Coding region: 1-2754 (917 amino acids)
Source: RefSeq, a predicted model, not a curated record